UCAUUGUCUUCAAUCAAACACUAAACAAAAUGGAACAAAACCUACCAGUAGUUGCAAAGAAAGUAUGGAGUUUGGUCCGUUUGAUGCUCUUCAUGCUAAGAAAAGGAGUAUCCAAAAGAAAACUAUUGCUCGAUCUCAACAUGAUGAUAAAACGUGGCAAGAUCGCCGGAAAAGCCUUACAGAACCUCAUGUUCAACCACCACCAUAACUGGUCGUCGGCUUCCACCUUCAACCGCCGUUCACACGACUUCACCAUCCCUCCGCCACCAAGAACUGACGACUACGAAUUCAGUUGCAGUAACACACCCACUUACCCACUCUCUUUCUUCAAGAAACACCAUGGCAAAAAGAUCUCGCAAAAGAAGUCGGCAGCUGCGGCCGGAGAUGAUCAUGACGAGAUAAUUGUGAAUGCGGCGAUGAUAAAGGCACUGGAGAUGGUGACGAGCGCCACCGCAUCUCCAGCGGCAAUGAGUGGGUUUGGAAAGAGUCCGAUGGUUAGGCAGUUGAGGGUAACGGAUUCGCCAUUUCCGAUGAACAUGGGGGAGGAGGAUAGCUAUGUGGAUGAGGCGGCGGAGAAGUUUAUCAUGAAGUUUUACAGCGAAUUAAGGCGGGAAAAUUAG
Molecule: messenger RNA, 620 nt
Organism: Cynara cardunculus var. scolymus (artichoke)
Lineage: Eukaryota; Viridiplantae; Streptophyta; Magnoliopsida; Asterales; Asteraceae
Exons: 1
Coding region: 30-620 (196 amino acids)
Source: RefSeq, a predicted model, not a curated record